This is a messenger RNA of Camponotus floridanus (Florida carpenter ant), 1735 nucleotides long. RefSeq lists its product as uncharacterized. NCBI's taxonomy places the organism in Eukaryota, Metazoa, Arthropoda, Insecta, Hymenoptera, Formicidae. Bases 173 to 1279 code for a protein of 368 amino acids. The transcript is spliced from 7 exons. The record is from RefSeq and is a predicted model, not a curated record.
CGAGCUAACAGCCACGACUGUUGAUUCGCAGUGUAACAUCGUUGAUCCCGGGGAAUCCAAAAUCGCUUCAACCGUGGAUCACGCAGGCGAAGUCGGCCAGACGGCGGUCACCAAGCACCGGAAAUCCCGGCGCAAGAAACCAAAGAACGCCGGCGAUUCCAAAGUAAAGGAAAUGACAAAUACCUGCAACGAAUACCGGAAGGAGAUACAUAAGCCUUUUGUUUUGUCAACGAUGCAAACGGCACCAUCGUAUCCCGUGACGAUACAGAAUCAGACUAGCUCAAGCACAGCUAUACGACCUAGAUCUCUUUAUACUGCACACAAUUAUCAUGUUCAAUCUGAAGAUUCCAAUUUUCAACGAUACAAUGAGUUGUCCAAGUAUUUCGAGCCUCCGGCUGAACAAUGGAACGGGUUAAAUGGAGGAUCAGCGGCGAUCUGGCGACAACCUAGGAAGUCGAUCGGCGUACCUUAUUAUGCAAACGAUGAAGCUUCCAUUUAUACAGAAAACUGGAGGGAGCAUGAUACUGACAGUGGUGUUGGCGGUGUUGUUGCCACUCCCCAUGGUACGAUAUCAUUGAGGCUGCACAAUAGGAUACGCGUGGACAUGACCAUUGAUCGCGCCGUCCGGGUCAUUAACUUUAAGAAUAACAUUGUCCUUUCAUUGAGCGGUUCCGGAGCAGCUGCCGCUUUGUUACAUCCCAAUGGUAGGAUAUAUCAAUACGGUUCUCGGGUGGAGAUAGUUGCUCACGAUAUGCAUGGCAAUAACAAAUAUGCGAAAAUGUGGUAUAAAGGAGUCAGUUUCACAUCAGAGCAAUGCGCGCUAGUUUAUCUGGUGGAUACAGCUGGGACUAGGACCACAACAGACUCCUUCUCGGAUAUGAGUCAGGACUUUUCGCUCAGUGUCUUUUACUCAGACUCUCGUCAUGGACCAACAUGUUUGCAAGAAGCUGCGGCACAUCUCAGUACAGCUCAGUAUUGGCAAACAGAUGAAGGAGUUGAGAAUUGGAUUAUCAACAACAUUAGAAUAUCUCAGACUCCCGAUGGUCUCGUCAGGAUUGCGCGAAAUAGCAACAAGUACCAAUUACGUACAUCGCCUAGCAAUGGCACGGCGUCAUUGACAACGCCCUUUUUGCAUUGCACUGCGUCUCUGGGUCAGACAUCACAUCUAUUCGUGCGUCGUGGCGAACGCCGCAUGCACUACGACGGCACCAGUUUUAUAGUGAGAAAUGCGGGUCAUAGCGCUGGUUUUGAUGACAAUAACCAAUUGAAAGUCUACUAGGAGAGUACGCGAACAACUUCAUUUUCUGCUAGGUUUGCCUGUAAACAGCAUUGGAGUAAUGCUAACUCGGAUUGUUAAAUAUGUCCUUUCGAGGCUUCUGCCAGUGACGGAUUAAUCUUAAACGCGUGACGAAAAUUUUAAAUAAUUUUUUGAAAAAUAAAGAAUGUUCAUGCUUGCAAAUUUUGAAAGUCUUCCCAAAUAGCAAAAGUAGUCAUCUUAACAUCAAAUUACAAAAUGAAGUUUUUAAAAAAAGUAACUUAGAUUACUAUUAUAUUACUCUUCAAUUAUGCCCAAGCUUUUAUGUUUAGGGAAUUAUUUAUGUUUGAGAAUUUCAUUUUGCUAUAGUUUAGUAAUUUAAUUGAAUUGUCUUAUCUGAUAUGUUGGUUUGAUGAGAGUAAAAUAGUUUUUAUAAGAAAUUCAACUGAUCUUUAUUAUACAAAAAGUUAUAUGUAACUA